This is a messenger RNA of Adineta steineri, 255 nucleotides long. NCBI's taxonomy places the organism in Eukaryota, Metazoa, Rotifera, Eurotatoria, Adinetida, Adinetidae. The record is from the annotation of a GenBank genome assembly.
AUGGUUACAUUUAAUGAACCAACAGCAGGAAUGUUUAUAUGGAUGAAAGUCAAUGGUAUUGAUGAUACAAGAAAAUUAAUCUAUGAAAAAGCACUUGGACAAGAAGUAUUACUUUUACCGGGAAGUGCAUUUUUUCCUGAUCAAUCAAAAACUUAUCCAUAUGUUCGAGUUUCCUAUUCACUUUGUACACCGGAACAAAUUGAAACAGGUAUGGCUCGUUUUGGUAAAGUUCUCCGUGAAGAACUACAUAAAUAG